Molecule: messenger RNA, 411 nt
Organism: Cornus florida
Lineage: Eukaryota; Viridiplantae; Streptophyta; Magnoliopsida; Cornales; Cornaceae
Product: LRR receptor-like serine/threonine-protein kinase EFR
Exons: 1
Coding region: 1-411 (136 amino acids)
Source: RefSeq, a predicted model, not a curated record
AUGGAAAAGAAGAAUUUAGUGCUGUUAUUGCUUAUAAUAUACUCAUUUGUGGCUUGCCUGGCUGUGUCUCCAACCAGCUUCACAGAUGAGAAUGCACUUCUAGCCUUCAAAGCUCAUAUUACUUUUGAACCUAGUAAUGUUUUGGCAACAAAUUGGUCACAAGGUACCUCCUUUUGCAAUUGGGUUGGUGUUUCUUGUAGCCGUAGGCGCCAAAGAGUGACAGCCUUGAUUCUUCCAAAUAUGGAUCUUACUGGUACUAUCCCCAAAGAAGUCGGCAACCUCUCAUUCCUCGGUUUCUUUGACAUCAGUGAGAACAGUUUUCAUGGCCAUCUCCCUGAUGAACUGAGUCGUUUGCGUCGCCUAAAAUCAAUCAAUUUUAGCUUUAAUGUGUUUAGUGGAAAAAUUUCAUAG